Torulaspora globosa is the source of this 1215-nucleotide messenger RNA. It is a transcript of the gene GID8, whose product is annotated as glucose-induced degradation complex subunit GID8. The coding region runs from base 1 to 1215 and encodes 404 amino acids. The record is from RefSeq and is a predicted model, not a curated record. Gene Ontology annotation, biological process: proteasome-mediated ubiquitin-dependent protein catabolic process. Gene Ontology annotation, cellular component: cytoplasm; nucleus. Lineage: Eukaryota; Fungi; Ascomycota; Saccharomycetes; Saccharomycetales; Saccharomycetaceae. The transcript has a single exon.
AUGGGAGCUGAUAAAGUCUAUGAAAGAAAGUCUUUUAGUAAGGAGGAAUGGAACGAUGCAGUGGCUGCUUGUACCGCACCAUUGCUCGGUGAUGGCCGUGGUAACGUGGCGGGAAUGGGUUUGAACAGCGGUGGAGCAGAUGGGAGCACAUCUGCAGAGCCUUCGAUUCCAAAGCUGCUGCUGAACUAUUUUGUUUGUAUGGGAUUUGAAGAAUCUAGUGUGCGAAUGGCUCGGGAGAUGGGGUACGUAAAGUCCAAUAAGGACGCUCAAGAAUUCAAUGAUCUCUAUAAGAUCAGGGAAAGAGCCCAUAUAAGUAAGUUGAUCAAGACUGGAAGAGUCUCUGAGGCGAUGGAAGAGAUAAACUCGACUUUUGGGAUCGAAGUGCUGGAGUGUGGUGCGGCUGGUCCGUCAAAGGAUGGUAACGGAGGAGCUUCUUUCAGUGGCUAUGUUGGUAGUAGCGAUGGGAAAGAUGACCUGCAUUUUAAACUCCUGCUUUUGGACUUGAUUGAGAAGAUCAGGAAACAUGACCGCGAUACUGCUGGUAGCCAAGGGACUGAUGACGAUUUCGUUUUGGAGCUCAUCAAGUACUCGCAGGAGAAGCUGGCACUGAAAGCAGCUUCGAAUAAGACAUAUAUGGCGGAAUUGGAGCUUGUUAUGACACUAUUACUUUUCCCUAAAGGCGGCGACUCGAAAGUUAAGCUUCCAAAGAGCUUGAAAAAUCUGUAUUCACUGUCCUUGAGGUCUCAUAUCGCAGAACUCGUAAACAGAAAGCUCCUGAGGUGCUUGCAUUCGCAAGUUGCAACUCAUGCCAGUCAGGUUGGUAAGUUCCCCGAUUUAAUUGGCUUCAGCAGUGGGAUCGCAGGAAAACCCUUCUCACAUUACAACGAGAUCCUUAUGGUUAGGCCGAAGGAGGACGUCGGCCAGCAUUUAACCACAGAUUCUCUGGCAGAGCUGCGAGAUUCGGACGAUGGCCGCCUGAGAUCAACGGCCACAUCCGCGAACGACGAUUGGAGCUGGACAACAGACAUGAUAAAGGAGCAGCAAGAAGACGGCCAAGUUAAAAGUGCUGCAAUAUCGAUGGACAAGGCCUCUUCGAACGAUGACUUUGACCUAUCCGAGGCGAGGUUGGUUCAAGUUAUGAAACUAUGGGCAUGGUGCGAAAAUCAGUUACAUAGCAAUGAUAUAGGUGUCCCGCGAGUGCACAGAAGCAUGUAG